CUCAACGGUGGAACCGCGCCCGCCAACCACACCUCGGGGGCGGGCCAUCCCAGUGGACGAAGUCAUUUACGGACUAUGGCGUUGGGCGGUCACGUGGGUUUUGAUUCGCUGCCCGACCAAUUGGUCAAUAAGGCCGUGCAUGGCGGAUUCACCUUCAACAUCUUGAGUAUCGGUGAGACCGGCUUGGGCAAGUCGACGCUCAUGGAUUCGCUCUUUAAUACGGCCUUUGAGGCCGGACCCUCCACGCAUCAAGAGCCUUGGGUCAAACUCAAGGCUCAUACCUAUGAGCUCGAAGAGAGUAACGUCAAACUCAAGUUGACCCUGUGCGAUACCGUGGGUUAUGGUGACCAAGUCAAUAAAGAAGACAGUUUCAAGUCCAUCGUCAACUACAUCGACGCCCAAUUCGAAAACUACCUGCAAGAAGAGCUGAAGAUCAAGCGGAAUCUCAACACGUUUCAUGACAGUCGCAUCCACGUGUGUCUAUAUUUCGUCACGCCCAAUGGGCAUGGACUAAAGUCCAUCGACUUAGUGUGCAUGAAGAAGCUCGACACGAAGGUUAACAUUAUCCCCAUCAUUGCCAAGGCUGAUACCGUAAACAAACAGGAGCUCUCCAAAUUCAAAGCUAAAAUUAUGUCCGAGUUGUUGAAUAACGGUGUUCAAAUAUACCAAUUCCCGGAGAAUGACGACACCAUCGCCAGUACGAAUAAGUCGAUGAAUUCGCAAUUGCCAUUUGCUGUGGUCGGGUCCACGGAGUUCGUGAAAGUCGGGCAAAAAACCAUGCGUGCACGACAAUAUCCAUGGGGCGUGGUUCAAGUGGAAAACGAGAACCAUUGCGACUUCACUAAACUCCGUGAGAUGCUGAUCCGUACAAAUAUGGAGGAUCUAAGGGAUACCACUCAUGGGAAGCAUUACGAAGUAUACCGAAAACUCCGUCUUCAAGAGAUGGGAUUCACGGACAGUGAGAAGCCAAGCAGUUUCGCUGAGCAGUACACGCUUCGUCGGGAAAACCAUCUGACCUCGCUACAAGCCAAGGAGGACGAAAUGAGGCAGAAGUUCGUUAUGAGGGUCAAAGAGAAAGAAAGCGAGCUCAAAGAGGCUGAAAGAGAGCUUCACUCCAAGUUUGACGACAUGAAGAUCAACGUCUCGGAGGAGAAGAAACGCGUCGAGGAUCAACGCCGCAUCCUCGAGGACAACAUUGCGGACUUUCACCGCCGAAAGGCACAAUACGAGGCCGAAAAGGCCAACUCUGGUCAUCAUACCCUCACUUUGGGGAAGCUCGGGAAGAAGAAGUGACGUUUGCCCUCUGGAAUCUGAUCGCGGGUCGAGACUCCAUUGCGCAGGGCUGCCAUCCUCACCCGACUUCCUUAAUUCAACAUAACUCUUCAAAAAUAAAAUGAAAAAAGAAACUCCACCUCGAUCUUUGCCAAAAUGCACCCCAAACUAAACUGACUAGUCUUCGGUGCCAAUUACGACGUCUAUAUUACCUAUGCUAUGAACGAUUCUCCUGCUAUUAUCUUUGUUCUAAUUUCCCUUCCAAACCACCACGAAUGCUCGUUUGCUCCCCGGAUAUUUUUAUAUGCAUAUAUACACACGCACACACUUCGGUUUUCA
Messenger RNA from Tigriopus californicus, 1611 nucleotides. RefSeq names its product septin-2-like. Gene Ontology annotation, molecular function: GTP binding; molecular adaptor activity; GTPase activity. The record is from RefSeq and is a predicted model, not a curated record. Lineage: Eukaryota; Metazoa; Arthropoda; Copepoda; Harpacticoida; Harpacticidae. Gene Ontology annotation, cellular component: microtubule cytoskeleton; septin ring; cell division site. Gene Ontology annotation, biological process: cytoskeleton-dependent cytokinesis.